GAGGCGGAUGUGAAGCCGUGGGCUGCUAGCCCCGCCUCCGGAGCGAUCAGUUAGGAUAUGAUUGGGUUGCCUGCCUGUCAUUCCAUCAGCCGCGGCAUUCCGCUCCUAAGGCUUCCGCUAGCGACGUUUUCACCCUAGAAAAGAGUUCGGCUCAGACUCCAACAACCUGCCGGUGUGUGUGGCAGGGGCGGGAGUGCUUCCUCGAGCAUUCCGAACAUCGAGUGCCGCUCUGCGUACUUCUUCCGCUUGGUGCCCGUUUUGAGAGCAAAAAUGAAUGUUGGAGUUGCUCACAGUGAGGUAAAUCCAAAUACUAGGGUAAUGAACAGUCGUGGGAUGUGGCUGACAUAUGCACUGGGAGUUGGUUUGCUUCAUAUUGUCUUGCUGAGUAUUCCCUUCUUCAGCGUUCCUGUUGCUUGGACCUUAACAAAUAUUAUACAUAAUCUGGGAAUGUAUGUAUUUUUACAUGCAGUAAAAGGAACACCUUUUGAAACUCCUGACCAGGGUAAAGCGAGGCUGCUAACUCACUGGGAACAACUGGACUAUGGAGUUCAAUUUACUUCUUCACGGAAGUUCUUCACAAUUUCUCCAAUAAUUCUAUAUUUUCUGGCAAGUUUCUACACCAAGUAUGAUCCUACACACUUCAUCUUAAAUACAGCUUCUCUCUUGAGUGUGCUAAUUCCCAAAAUGCCACAACUGCACGGUGUUCGAAUCUUUGGUAUUAAUAAGUAUUAAGCUGAAAAUGUGAAACUGAACUAUUCUGACCAAAACUUUGUGGCUACUGCUUUUUCUAUAAAGAAGGAAUAGGUAGCAUGCUAUGCUGUUUACAUUGUAACGUGCAAUGGGAAGUUUUUACAUUCAAGGUCUAAUACUUAUUUGUAUGCUAUUUGGAAAAGCAGAUUUUUAUGAGAUGCCUCUUAAGUAUUUAACAGGUCUGCUAAAUUUUUGCAGACGUUUUCCAGGAGAGUAGGGCAGGCCCUGCUCACAAAUGAUUGAUAGUAUAGUACAGUGAGAGCAGAAAAGCUCUGUACCAAUACAGGAGUCUUGAAGAUAGGAGUAGCUUAGUUUAUAAUGAAAGGGCAUUAUGUAGAAAGAGUUAUCAGUUGUAAAAGUCAGGUUGAAGUAGAUUUAUAUGUGGAGCAGAAUCAUCCUGUACAAAAGUGAAAUAUCCUAUUCCUAAGACAGCCAGCUCUUUUUUAUUUUACUUAUUUGCUCUUUAUUUUUGCUGGCUUAUGAUUCUGUCUCUAGACCUGGUGAGUUCUCUGGAUGUAUCAGAAGAUGAUGUGCUUUCAACCUCAUAAAUAGGAUGUCAGUGUUGCUUCCUGCAGCUUUCUAGUGAGUGUUAAGAUAUUAAUUUAAGGCAAAAUUCUGCUGGGAAUUUUUGUUUUUUAAAGGCUGCUAAUCAUUUUUGGAGGAAAAAAGACAACAAACUAAUUUGAUUCCAGGCAGUCUGAAACAUAAUGUGUAAUUCUUUGAUUAUUUAGUUGAACCAUUUAAUGGCUAAAAUCUCUUAUCUGGAGAGGGAUAGUUAAAUUUUAAAUAGACAGCUUAGAAUAUAAGGAAAUUAGUUGUCUAGUAAAAAGAUAACUUUCUCCAGCCAUGGUACAAAAUAAGCUACUAAACACUGGAUGUGUUUUGUUUUUUUUCCCUAGUAGCUUUGCAGUAAAGAAUUAUACUUUCCCUUUAUAGUUCCUUUUCUCCAUCUCCAGUUUGUCUAUUAGUUUUCAAGGUGGGUAUCAAUUUUAAGCGGUCAAGAAAGUGAACUUAAAGUUAUUUUAAACCAGUCAAUAGACCAUUCUUAUUGAUAUACAUAAUUCCUUAUUGUAGUAAGGAAUUCUUCAAAACUUUGUUAAUGAUAAUUAGCUAUAGCAAACAUCAGAAAAUAAAUUAUUUAAAAAAUUAGCAUUCCAAACUUCAAUCAUUUUUUGGAAAAUUAAAAUUAAAGUUAGUUUUGCACUAUUUAAAAAUCAGUCUAUCUUAAAAAUGCCAUACUAUCUUUAAAUUGUCUCGGGGAGAUCAUUGUUUUGCAUUGAUAGUCUUCAGUAUGGAAAUCUAUUAUGUAAUUGACUUUGUAUGUUUUUGUCUUUUUCCCACAUUUUGAAACACUAAGAAAAAUGAAUGUUUUACUUUAAUAAAUAUUAUUUUUUAA
Molecule: messenger RNA, 2146 nt
Organism: Antechinus flavipes (yellow-footed antechinus)
Lineage: Eukaryota; Metazoa; Chordata; Mammalia; Dasyuromorphia; Dasyuridae
Gene: ORMDL1
Product: ORMDL sphingolipid biosynthesis regulator 1
Exons: 4
Coding region: 271-732 (153 amino acids)
Biological process (GO): negative regulation of ceramide biosynthetic process; intracellular sphingolipid homeostasis; ceramide metabolic process
Cellular component (GO): endoplasmic reticulum membrane
Source: RefSeq, a predicted model, not a curated record